GUGCCAUCCUUCGGAAAGGAGACAUUACAGACAACGUUGGUUACUCCACAGUUUGAACAAAACGUGGAUUACGUGGACUUCAUUCAUUUAAACAUUUUAGAAAAGAAAGUUCUCAACAAUUCUGAGGUUUUGGUUCAGUAUUUGUGUUCUAAGCCUUGUAUUGUCAACUUGGAAGCAGUAGCUUCCUCCGAAUUCAGGAGUGGUGUACCAGUGUAUAGAAGGAGAUGGAAGGAUGAGAAAAAUCUUUACGUUAGCAGAACUCGACAAGUACAUUUGAAAUUUCCAAGCAUCAUGGUUUACAGAGAUGAUUAUAUCAUCAGAAACUCAAUAAUAGUGCACAGUGUGAUAUUAUAUGCAUGGAUUAGUCACAAAUCAGUUAGCAGCUAUGAUGUUGAGCAGAAUGGAGACUACCAGGAUGCAGUUGCCAAGAAUUACACUUUUUUAGAAGCAGUUCCACCAUUUGAACGCCCAUAUAAGGACCACAAAGUUUGUCUUCAGUGGGGUGCUGACUAUUUGUGGAUGCUCCAGGCAAACAGGAUACCUCAGUGCCCUCAUGAAAGUGAUGGUGUCCAGAUGCUCAACUUUAUAUAUGCUUCCAGUGGGGAGAAGACAGGAAUUGUGAAGAAAUUUGAACGAUUUGAAAACAGAGAACUUGAGACAGUCAGACAACAUCAGAUUGAUUAUCCCAUGUUCACCGUUUCAAUCUGGCUAUAUUUACUGCAUCACUGUGAAAAGGAUCUGUGUGGUAUUCUCUAUUUUAUUGAUCCGAAAGAAAUGUAUAGUACUCCUGCUGUAUUUCUAAAUGAGGAAGGUUAUGUGCAUAUUCAGAUGCACCUCAUGAGAGGAGAUGACCUUGCAGUGAAAACUAGCUUCAGCCUUCCUCUGAAGCAGUGGUUUCGACUGGAUCUCUCUUUUAAGGGUGGACAGAUAGAAGUAAGCAGUGUUGGGAAGAAUUUGAAAAGACAUCACCGUCAGUCUUUUACUUUUAGGGAAGAUUUCUAUUAUGAUGACACUGCUGGAUACUUUGUUCUUGGAGGCAGUGGAUAUGUAAAUGGUAUUGAAGCAUUCUUUGGACCUGUGAAAUACUAUCGUCUCAAUGUGUUGGAAACAGAACAGAUUUCUAACCCUCUUCAUGACAAAGAAACAGUGGAACAGAUUGAACUCUACUACAAGAGAUGUAUGGACAUUCAAGAAAUAGUUUAUGAGUACAGAUACAUUGUAAGGCAAGGUGAAAAAGCGCAAAAGAAUUGUUACUGUGAAAACUAUUACUUGGAGCUGAUUCACAAAUAUGGAGAAAAAUCCAAAUGUGAUGCCUUCAUGUGGGGAAGAGAGCUCAGAGAAGAGUACCACACUUUGUUCAAACUGUUACAAGAGAUGGAUUUCAGUGCUCCAGAUGAAGACGGAAGUGAUACAGUUCUAGAAGUUGGCUGGAGGAUAUUUGAGAAGGUUGCAAAGGGUCUGUCCAGCGCUGAUGGCCUCAGCAAUAUGGGCUCCUCUGUCCCUCUCUUGGUGGAUUCCAGUUGUUGUGGAUACCAUAAGGCUUCCUAUUUCCUUGCAGUUAUAUUUGAAACGGGGCUUGGUGUGUCUGUGGAUCGUACAAAGGGACUGCUGUAUAGUUUGGUUGGCGCUCAGGGAAAUGAGAGACUUGCUGUGAUGAAUCUUGGCUAUAAACAUUAUCAAGGCAUUGAUAACUAUCCACUUGAUUUGGAGCUGUCAUAUGCUUAUUACAGUAAUAUUGCAAUAAAGACAUCGUUGGAUCAACACACUAUAAAAGGAGAACAGGCAUUUGUUGAAACUAUAAGGCUGAUGGAUGAUGAACUGCUAAAAGCUCAAACAAAAGAAAAUGGUGAUGUCUUUAUGUGGUUAAAACAUGAAGCAACAAGAGGAAAUGCAGCUGCACAGCAACGAUUGGCUCAGAUGCUGUUUUGGGGCCAACAAGGAGUGGCAAAAAAUCCUGAAGCUGCAGUAGAAUGGUAUGCAAAGGGUGCAAUAGAAACAGAAGAUCCAGUGUUAAUAUAUGAUUAUGCCAUUGUGUUAUUUAAGGGCCAAGGUGUGAAAAAGAAUACAAAACUUGCUUUGGAAUUGAUGAAGAAAGCAGCAGCCAAGGGUUUGCCCCAGGCAGUCAAUGGAUUGGGAUGGUAUUACCACAAUUUUAAAAGAGACUACAGAAAAGCAGCCAAACACUGGUUAAUUGCUGAAGAAUUGGGAAAUCCAGAUGCAUCGUACAACCUUGGUGUCCUUUAUUUAGAUGGGAUUUACCCUGGAGUACCUGGUAGAAAUCAAACAGUUGCUGCACGCUAUUUCUAUAAAGCUGCCCAAGGAGGACACAUAGAAGGGACUUUACGAUGUUCUCUGUACUACAUCACAGGAAAUAUGGAAGAGUUCCCUAGAGAUCCAGAAAAAGCUGUAAUCUGGGCAAAACACAUUGCAGAGAAGAAUGGCUACUUAGGUCAUGUCAUCAGAAAAGCUCUCAAUGCCUAUCUGGAACUUUCAUGGCAUGAAGCUUUGCUGCAUUAUGUUUUAGCAGCUGAAACUGGGAUUGAAGUGUCACAGUCAAAUUUAGCACACAUCUGUGAAGAAAGACCAGACCUAGCAAUGAAGUACCUAGCAACUGAUUGUGUUUGGAGAUACUACAAUUUCUCUGUUUCCCAAGUCAAUGCACCCUCAUUUGCUUAUCUGAAGAUGGGUGAUUUCUACUACUAUGGUUACCAGAACCAGUCUAAAGACCUUGAGCUCUCAAUGCGGAUGUAUGCACAAGCUGCAUUAGAGGGAGAUUCACAGGGUUUCUUUAAUUUGGCCCUUGUCAUAGAAGAGGGCAACUCCAUACCUUCCUACAUACUGGAUCACUUGGAAAUUGAUCAGGCAUUGCAUUCUAGUAAUACUUCACUUCUUCAGGAACUUUAUUACAGGUGCUGGAAUAAUAGUAAUCAAGAAUCAAUUAGUCCAUGCUCAUUAGCAUUGCUUUAUUUUUACAUGAGAGUUUUCUGGAACAAUAUUUUACAAUCUACUCUGAUCUACUUCAUGGGGACCUUUCUUUUAUCGAUUCUGGCUGCAUUUGCAGUGCAGUAUUUUCAGUCUUUAUCUGCCCAUAAUUCUCCUGGAACAAGACCAGAACCAUCAUCAGAUGAACCUUCUUCUUCAGGGAAUAGCAAUGAGGAUGCUACCAGACUAGUACAGCAAGAUGAAUCUACUUUUUCAAACGAUUUAGCACAGCAGGAUUCAAACCCUCAGAAUCCUCUUGUUACAAGCUGAAGUGUAGUUUUCUUAAGGUUGACAUCCCAUCGGGAAGAUGGGAUAUGAACAACUACAAAUCUAAGAACUGGCAACCAACCCUUAUUAGUGGCAUUCAUAAUGCAGUCCAACAACCAGAAU
Molecule: messenger RNA, 3372 nt
Organism: Pelecanus crispus (Dalmatian pelican)
Lineage: Eukaryota; Metazoa; Chordata; Aves; Pelecaniformes; Pelecanidae
Source: RefSeq, a predicted model, not a curated record